Molecule: messenger RNA, 741 nt
Organism: Fusarium sp. VM40
Lineage: Eukaryota; Fungi; Ascomycota; Sordariomycetes; Hypocreales; Nectriaceae
Source: the annotation of a GenBank genome assembly
AUGCCUCGAAAGACGCUCCGCAUCCUAUGUUUCGGCGAUUCUCUAACGUCGGGGUAUUUCUGCCAUGGCCUGGAUUCUCAUCCCUACGCGCGCAAGCUCGAAGAUCGGCUUAGAGGGACCUUUCCCGAGGUCAACUUUGAGAUCGACGUUAACGGCGUUCCGGGGGAUGUUGCAUCUUUCAACCGCUUCUACACUAGAAUGGAUACUGCUUGGAAGAAGAAGUCCUACGACUGGACCAUCAUCCUUGGCGGUACCAAUGACAUAGCAUACGGUAUCCCUGCAGAAGACAUAUUCAACGCUCUUAGAGAAGUGUAUGACUUCGUUCUCAGCAGAGAACGAAAAGUCCUUGCCCUCACAGUCCCAGAACGCGAGUCAAAACAUAAGGGCAGCACGGCGUCAAGAAAUGACCUCAACAAGUGUAUCUCAAAGAACAAAGACACAGGCUACUACGCCUUUGACCUUCACUCCAAGAUCCCCUUUCAUUCACUAUCGGAAGAAGAUCGCGGUAGAUACUGGGACGAUGGUCUACAUCUCCGAGACGAAGGCUACGACUGGAUGGGCAAUCACAUCGCCGACGCCCUGAUAGACAUCUUAUGGAGCGAAGGCGCGUUUGAGCAGCCAACUGCAAAGUCUCCAGACUUGAUAGACGGAGACGACGGGUUCUUUUUUGACGAGGAGGACGGCAACCCGCGCAAAAUCAACGAAGGCUACGUGGUGGUUCGUAAGAAAGAUUUGGACUAG